UAGUCCUUUCCAAAAUGGCUUCUUACUGGAGUAAUACAACAGUCAAAAAGUGAUAGAUUUUGUUAAGUUUUUCGUCAAAAGUUUAACUUAAAAUGACCUAAAACAUGGGUAAAACAAAACAUAAACAUAUAAAGAAACAAAGACAGUGCCCUACAGGUCUUGUCGAUCUAAGAUAUAUUGAAAGGGAAGAAGAUGAUUUUGGUCCAAACGCGUCACAUGGCAUUGUUAGUGCUGCUGAUGUUGGUGUUGUUCAACUUCAAGCCAUAAUUGAUAGGCUUCAAAGUUCCAAUGUGGAAGGAAAAGAAAGUGCUGCAAACUAUCUAGCUAAUUUAGCAAGUCAACCUGGUGGAGUCAUGAAACUGCUUGAAGGAAAUGUCAUUAAGGCAGCUGCCCCUCUUCUGGUGGAUAAAAGCUUUACAGUACGACAUGCUGUAGCUGGAGCCUUAAGAAACAUUAGCGUUGAUGGAGGUCCAGCUGCCUGUCAAACAAUGGUUGAUUUGGACGUAAUGACGCCAUUGGUGGCGCUUUUACAUCAGUACAAUGGAGAAUGGCAUCCAGUACAUUCUGCAGAAAGCAAAAUUGACUCCAAGUCAGAAAUAUUCAAAGAAGCUAUUCAUUUCUUGUGGAAUUUGUGCGAAAGCAGUGAAACUGCAGUGUCCAUCUUUAACAAACAAUCUCUUUUGCCUGUUCUAUUGAACUGCUUGAGUGUUGAAACAUUUGGGAAGGACAUAGUCAUACCUGUUGCCCAAUGUCUUCACACUGUAUCAGAAGACAACCAACAAGUCAUCAGUAAACUGAAUGAACCUGUAGUGUUAGAUUCCAUCUACUCUCUGUGUUCCACCACUGAAGAAGAGACAACCAACCUAUUGCUAAAGACACUUGGUAUAGGCAUUAUCCUGAAUGUUCAUUCUGGGCAACUUGUAAAAUGCUCUCCAGCCACUGUUACCUUGGUGAUGGAAACUUUAAACGUUACCCUAACGGCCUCAGUGCUAGAAAAAAUGAAAACCUUAGUUGAGAUGAUUCAGUACAUUAAGGCAGAAGAUAAAAAGAAAGAAAACAUAGCAGAAUUAGAAAGUAAGGAAACCUUGUUGACUACAUGUGCCAGAGAACUUCAAGAUAUAUUAAUAGCCAAACAGAUUGCCUUAGAGAUUUUAACAAACAUUCUGUGCUCAGAAGAUGGAGAUGACUGGGAAGAUGUAGGAAGCAGUGACACUAGUGAAGAGAUGAUAUUGGAUAUAAGCAUGGAAGAAGACAAUGCAGCAGAUGAAAAGUUUCCUGCUACUAUUCCGUGUGAAGUCCACGAAGCACUGGUCUCACAGGACUUGGUGAAUAAGGUGUUAGAUCACACAAAUGUUUUAGAUGAAGAAAUACCAUCUGUGUUAGAAAAACAUAAAGAAGGACAGAAUAUACUAAAAAGAGUGAAAACAGUUAGAUGCCGUGCCUUCUUAUGCAUCAAUAAUCUUGCUCAAGGACUGGACAAAGAGGAUUUGGGAAGUUCCACAAAUCUCUACAAUAUGUGGAUUCACCUAGCACAGCUAGCCUUUAAACAAACUGAUCCAAAAGAUUGUGAACUUCUUGAAGCAGCAACAAGCGCAGUCCGAGGAAUUUUACAAAAGCUGGGAGAAUCUGGAGCUUCAACGCUGUUCCAACAGACCACACUACCAGACUUGCAGCUACUUUUUGAGUUUGGAAGACAAUGUACUGAUACUAGUAUUUUAGUGAAUUUGGUUCGAAUUGUUGGAACGCUAGGCUGUUUGCUUGGUACAGUACCAGAAGAUGGAACAAAGCUUCUAACUAAAAAUGUUGGGUUGUACCUUCUAGAAAUCAUUCACAGAGAUUCAGGUCUCAGGACUACAGCAGAAGCUUUGGAUGCAAUAUUAGAUGUGUUUGGUGAAGACCAUUUAGACCCAAUGGCACAAGAAAUUGGUUUGGUUGACAAACUCAGACAGUUUCUUCCUAUGUUAAUAGCUAAGAUCAAACACCAGAAGAAAUCGUUGGGAGAACAUAAGCUUAUUAUAAUGACAGCCAAAACCAAUCUUGUACGGUUCAUCCAGUACAAAACGAAGGGUUCACAAAAUGGCCACCAAUGAUAAUACCCCUCAUUGUUUAUAGUAAUUUUUUGUACUCAUUUACUUUUGUAAGUAUUAUUUUAAGGUAUAAUUGAAGAAAUGAUGGCUUAGAUUUUUCAGUUUGAAGACAGGACGAUUUACAUACAGAAUGAAUUGAAUCAAAAGUCUGUAAGUUUGGAUGAAUAAAAGCUGUCUUACAGA
This is a messenger RNA of Limulus polyphemus (Atlantic horseshoe crab), 2270 nucleotides long. Its product is annotated as HEAT repeat-containing protein 3-like. The transcript is spliced from 15 exons. Lineage: Eukaryota; Metazoa; Arthropoda; Merostomata; Xiphosura; Limulidae. Bases 105 to 2090 code for a protein of 661 amino acids. Gene Ontology annotation, biological process: ribosomal large subunit biogenesis; protein import into nucleus. The record is from RefSeq and is a predicted model, not a curated record.